AUGGACAUUGGAGACUUGGAGAAACUCCGGCCGUGUGGCCGCUUGGAAACAUACAGCACCGCGAGACACCAUCUUGGCUACUACAACAACGUGGCACUGACUGCAACCUACAACUCCUCGUCGCAAUCGUCGGACGCUCUAAAGGACUCCAUAUAUGCUGCGCUCAAGCAUGUCAUCGCCAAACACCCAGUCCUCGGUGCUGUACCAGUGGACGAAGGCAAAUCCUACCCGGAUACGUUCUUUGUUCGUCUUCCUCUCAUCGAUUUAUCCAGAUCUGUCGAAAUUCGAGAUCGGAAAAGCAAGAUACCAAGUGUCGGUGAAGUCGAUGCAGAGCUGAACCAGUUGUUGGCAGAACAACAUGCUCGCAAUUUUAAAGAUGAUACAGGAACCAAUCCAUUUUGGCGGCUUGUUGUUUUGACCUCAUCAACAGGUAAGGACACAUUUACGGCGACAUGGACAUUCCACCACGCAUUAUCUGACGGCGCAUCGGCCUUCAUAUUUCACGAGACAUUCCUCGACGGCUUGAACAACAUGGAAGCUGUGCCAAAUGCCGAUUCAAUUGUGGAGACGCCAACUUCGCCUCUUCUACCAGCUUUCGAAGAUCUACAUCCUAUGACAAUAUCUUGGCCAUUCUUCCUGACCACCAUCUCGAAGGCCCUUCUCCCAUCCAUCUUCGAUAGGCGCCUGGAAAAGCUAUGGACCGGCAACCCAGUCCCCACCAAGAUUCCCUCUCCACCCCAAUGUCACUUCCGCACCCUCAUCCUCCCUGCCAACACGACCAAGCUCCUAGCCGAAGCCAGCCGCAAGGAAAACGUCAGCGUAACCUGCACCCUCGAAUGCCUCAUCGCCGCCUCCCUCUUCACUCACCUCCCACCCUCGCAAUUCGACAAGAUCAAAUUCUCCAAUCCCAUGAGUAUGCGGCGUUUUCUGAAGGACGUCCCCGACGACCAGAUGCUUGUCGCAGUGAACCAAUACCACUUCACGCACCAUCGCACCUCAUCCCUGCACGAAUGCAGGGUCCUGCAGAACUUCUCCUGGGCCGAAGCACGCGCCGUAAAAUCCACCAUCGAAGCCGAACUCGCCAAAGCCGGCGCAGACAAUCCCAUCGCGCUAUUUAAAUACGUGUCGAACAUGCACGACUUCGUGAACGGACAUUUAGGCAAGCCGCGCGGCUCGAGCGUCGAGUUGUCGAAUAUCGGCGUGUAUAGGAAUAGAGAUGAGGGAGGGAGGUGGACGAUUGGCAGGGUCACGUUUAGUCAGUGUCCGAAUCCGACUGCUGAACCGCUUUGUGUUAGUGUGGUUACAGGUGGUGAUGGUUGUGCAAAUUUGAACUUUUGUUGGUUUGAGGGUGCGGUUGAGGAGGGGUUGGUUGAGGAGAUUAUGGAGGGGGUGAGGCAGGGGGUUGAAGCGAUGGUUGGAGAGAGGCAGUUGUAA
Molecule: messenger RNA, 1434 nt
Organism: Parastagonospora nodorum SN15
Lineage: Eukaryota; Fungi; Ascomycota; Dothideomycetes; Pleosporales; Phaeosphaeriaceae
Exons: 1
Coding region: 1-1434 (477 amino acids)
Molecular function (GO): N-acetyltransferase activity
Source: RefSeq, a predicted model, not a curated record